UCUGCAGUCAGUCGUCAGCCGUACGUCGGAUUCCCGUUCGCGUUCCAGCAAUAUGGCAAUUCAGUAUAGUGACAUUGACGACCCGGUGUUCCGAUCCACUUUCGAGGAACGAAAUGAGCUGGGUUUUACUUUGGUGCAGCCGACGGAUUAUUCCAAAGUACCAAUUAGCCUAGCAAAUUGGAAACCGGAACCAACGGUGAUCAAUGAGAAAUACAAAUCACUGGACCAGAAAAUCAAGAACAUGGAAAUUUACCAGGAUGACAUCUGGUUAGUUACCUAUCCAAAAAGUGGAACAACUUGGUGCCAGGAGAUGAUUUGGUUGAUAAGCAAUGACCUUGACUACGCGAAAGCUGCCAAUGUUAAACUAAUGGAAAGAUUUCCUUUCUUGGAGCUAUCAGGAAUAGUUGAUAUUCCAGAGAAUUUCAACCCAUUUGAAUAUGCCAAACACCUGCCUUCCCCAAGGUUCAUUAAAACCCACUUACCAGUGGCCUUGUUACCGGAUCAAAUUUGGAGUGUGAAACCGAAAAUGAUUUACGUUCGUAGAAAUCCAAAAGCAGUGGCCGUUUCUUUCUACCACCACUCAGUUACUCUUCACGGCUACAGGGGAAAUUUGAAUCAAUUUGUGCGCUCGUUUAUUAACGAUCUCCAAUACUGGUCCCCUUAUCACAGACACGUAAUAGACUACCAUAACCUCAACUACGAAAACAUACUUCAUCUCUGCUUCGAAGACAUGAGGCAAGAUCUGCGGCCAACGCUUCACCGAGUGUGUAAGUUUUUGGGAAAAUCUUACACUGCUCAGCAAAUCCUAGCACUGGAACAGCAUCUAUCGUUCGAUUCAAUGAAAAACAACGAUGCGGUAAAUGGUCGCUACUGGGUGGAACAUGUAUUAAGCCAAACCAACCGCCACGAUAAAAUCUCGGAUCAGGACUAUCAGUUUAUAAGACGAGGCAAAGCGAACGGUUGGAAACAGGAGCUUAGUCCGGAGCUGAUUGAAGCCAUUGAUGAGUGGACUCAAAGUAAAGUGGCCGACGAGGAACAAGCUAAGCUUUUCCGGUAGGUUUAACGAAUCAAUACAAUUUGUUUUCACUUUUUGGAAUAAAAAUAUUUAA
This is a messenger RNA of Uranotaenia lowii, 1109 nucleotides long. Its product is annotated as luciferin sulfotransferase-like. Bases 53 to 1057 code for a protein of 334 amino acids. The transcript is spliced from 3 exons. Gene Ontology annotation, biological process: sulfation. Lineage: Eukaryota; Metazoa; Arthropoda; Insecta; Diptera; Culicidae. Gene Ontology annotation, molecular function: sulfotransferase activity. Gene Ontology annotation, cellular component: cytoplasm. The record is from RefSeq and is a predicted model, not a curated record.